Messenger RNA from Polychytrium aggregatum, 1740 nucleotides. RefSeq lists its product as uncharacterized. The transcript has a single exon. NCBI's taxonomy places the organism in Eukaryota, Fungi, Chytridiomycota, Chytridiomycetes, Polychytriales. The record is from RefSeq and is a predicted model, not a curated record. The annotation marks the transcript as partial.
UAUCGUCGCGUCAUUCGGCGGUCGCUUAGUACGAUCGGCCUCCGUCGCUUGGUGCGAUCAGUUUUCUUUACUUACUACCAUCUACCUCUGUCGUCUGAAGGUAUCGGCCUUCAUCACACCAUGAGUUCUAUCGACAUGGCCUCGAGCUCGUCCUCGAUCCAGAAGGAAACGGGUCGUGGGAACGACAGGAUAGCCACGUCGCCUCCAACGCCGUCUGGUUCCAACACCCCCCUCGAUCGAUCGGAUGAGUCAAUCCUCGACAGCUCCCGCAGGCCGGUUUCACCCGACAAAGAUAAUGUGCAUCCUCCAGAUGCAUACGUGCCCUUCUAUGGCGUGCCGGCUGGUCGAGACGAAGACCCAUCGGUGCUGGUGGCCGCCUCGCGUGUCCCGCAUCCCCCAAAGCCGUUUCUCACCCUGGAGGCGUUCUCUCGCAAAAGCUCGCAGCAGCUAUCGCUCCCGCCGCUCUACCACAACGCGAGUGUCAAGCGCAAAGCCAAGCUCGGGAAGGCGAUGCACGACCCCAAGACCUGGGCGGGCUCCGACCUCGACGACGGCACCCAGAGCAUCAAGUCGCGAACGUUCUCGAUCUCGGGCAGCCAGAUCUCCGGGCUGACCUCAUUCUCGCCCGGGUGGCUUCCAAAGCCCAAGCUCCCGAGUGGCCUGCAGCAGCAAUCUCAUCGAAACUCGUGGGACUACGAGAGCAACUCGAGCAUGCCGCGCUACCGCCAGCGAGCCGACGGCACGCCUCCAUCGGGUGGGAGAUAUUCGCUGACCCGGGAGUCUUCCCGCCGCGGGCCUUUGCUACUUGGUACCGGCGAGCUCGACCCCGAGCGACAGCGCCCGCCCUUGAUAGACAUCAUACUGCCUCUCGAAAACGAUGGGGAUGAAUUUCCCCUUGGCACUCCCUUGAUCCCCCUGGUUGGAGGCACCAAAGCGCUCUUCAACCGGGCAGCCCAGAGCGGCAGCGCCAGACCCCCGAGCAAUCACGAGGUCAUUCUGAUUCCGCCCAACGCUCUCGCACCUCCAAACUCGACUGAGCCAUCGUGCAGCCGCGGGGAAGACAGGCCUACGGACCAACGCAACGACGAGCGCAUUGCACAGUUUCUGCGCGAGCGGCAGAACUGGCUCGGCAACAGCGACCAAGACUCGCCCUCAUCCUCACGCCUCAACACCAGCUGUCGCCAAAACAAGAUCUGGGGCUACGGCAUCGCCUAUACUGUCUCUGAAAAGGGCACGUCCGAGAUACCGCUCUCAGCAUACGUCCCCGUCGAGUACAUUGUCAGCUCGUGGCAAUUUCCCGGAAGUGGGACCGAGACGCACUCGCGUGUACCAACAGACAAAAGCUCCAGCGUCCUCAAGCUAGCCAAAACCCACAGCGGUCUUCCUGCCGACUCCACCCGUCUCCGCAACUCAAAAGACUCGGUUAUGUCGUUCAUGGGCACCGGAUUGGCCUCUGAGUUUCUGUCGGUGCCGGUGCCCCAGUCUCGGCUGGGCCCGCAUCAGCAGAGUACACAAGAGCCCUCACGCAGCGAAGAGUCCGAGCCAUCGAUGGUCGACGCAUCGCAAAUCUGGAACAUCCAACGCCGGGUGAUCCAGCGACAGAAGCUCUACAACGAAGGCACGUCCUUCAAUAGCACCAAGCGCCGCGCGUCCUCCGUCAUGGACUUUAUCCUUCCGUUAUCUCCAACAAGCUUCUGGGACUCGAUUCUUCAUCCGAUCAAGGCAAGUGGAUGCUGCUGA